GGUCGAAGCAGACUGCUUCAUUCUCAGCUUCUAGUGGAAGAGUGUUGGCGGCGUCAGUCUUCUCCAACACCCCCACCACCACCACCAGCACCACCUUGAUACAGCCUCCACCGCUCUACCAGGAUCCCGCCAACAGCGGGUCGUCGGCGGUGCUGGCUCCUCCGGCCAGGUUCAGUAACCAGGUGUUGCCGUCCUUCGCCAACACCACCGCCACCAACGUCACCGUCAUCAGGGGCAAGACGGCCUACCUUCACUGUCAUGUCCUCAACAUUGGCACCAAAACAGUGUCGUGGGUGCGACACGAGGACAUCCAUGUACUGACGGUGGGUCGCCUCACUUUCACCAACGACGACAGGUUCGUGGCCAUGAACAAACCCGGCUCCGACGUGUGGUCGUUGAGGGUCAAGUUCCCGCAGCUGCGGGACUCUGGCAAGUACGAGUGUCAGGUGUCGACCAGGCCGCCCAGAGCUCGGGUCAUCUCUCUUAAUGUGGUCGAGCCGAGGGCGGUCAUUCCCCCGGGCCCUGAGCUGUAUGUCGACCUGGGAUCACCUCUCAACAUUACGUGUGUGGUGCCUGACAGCCCUGAGCCACCAGAGCAUGUGUUCUGGUACCACCGUGAUAAGAUGGUGUCAUUUGACGGGUCCCGUCAGGGCGUGACCAUCACCACGGACAGAGGCUCCGUCACCACCAGCAUCCUUCUCAUCCCUGACGCAAGAGCCCAGGACUCUGGAGUGUACAUCUGUGCUCCUCAGGGCAUGAAGGAGGCGUCUAUCAGAGUCAGUGUGCUAAAUGGAGAGCUACCUCAGGCAAUGCAGACGGGGUCGACCUGUCGGGGCUGCGUCGGUUCCUAUCUGCUGCUGCUGUUGGCAGCUGUGUACCAUCUCCUGCUGUGAUGCUCAUCUGCUGCCGCUGCCCUGCUGCCUAUCACCACCCACUGCCUUCAUCCUCAGAGCAGGGGCAAACGACAGGCCAGAGGGGCAGAAGCCGACGACAGGUCUGGGGGCAGGUGUCCACGACAGGUGUGGGAGCAGGUGUCCACGACAGGUGUGGGGGCAGGAGCCGACGACAGGUGUGGGGGCAGGUGUCCACGACAGGUGUGGGAGCAUGCCAGCCCCUUAGGGGAAGUCAUCUCAGAAGACGACAGCAGGGAACCAUACGGAGAAGUGCGUCCCUCUUUACGUCACUCUUCUCAAGUAGAUGAUGACAAAGUGUGAACUUUUCAUGUCUGAGCUCAAUUACCGGUCUCCCGGCCACCCGUGUCUAGCCGCACACCGAGUAUGUUAGUGUUCUAGAACGGGUUACUGAAAAUAAUCAGUUCCAAAAUAUCAAAUGCUUUUCAAUCGGAAUGUAUAUUUACAGUACACUGGUGGUGGUGUACCUUUGCUACGGUACACUGGUGGUGGUGUACCUUUGCUUCGGUACACUGGUGGUGGUGUACCUAUGCUACGGUACAUUGGUGGUGGU
Procambarus clarkii (red swamp crayfish) is the source of this 1464-nucleotide messenger RNA. Lineage: Eukaryota; Metazoa; Arthropoda; Malacostraca; Decapoda; Cambaridae. The record is from RefSeq and is a predicted model, not a curated record.